Rangifer tarandus platyrhynchus (Svalbard reindeer) is the source of this 4638-nucleotide messenger RNA. The record is from the annotation of a GenBank genome assembly. NCBI's taxonomy places the organism in Eukaryota, Metazoa, Chordata, Mammalia, Artiodactyla, Cervidae.
AUGGGAGAUGUCACAAAACCUUAUUUUGUGAGGCGUCCUAAAGAGCGAGGGACUACAGAUGAUGAGGAUUUCAGAAGGGGUCACCCCCAACAAGAUUAUUUAAUAAUGGAUGAUUAUGCUAAAGGCCAUAGCAGUAAAAUGGAAAAAGGCCUUCCCAAAAAAAAAGUAACACCAGGGAACUAUGGGAAUACCCCCAGAAAAGGACCGUAUGCUGUUUCUAGCAAUCCAUAUGCAUUUAAGAACCCAAUUUACAGUCAACCCACUAGGCUCAAUGACAACCACAAAGAUCAGAGUAAGAGAUGGCUCUCUGAUGAACUUGCCAGUAAUUCAGACUGUUGGAGAGAAUACAAACCUGGACCUAGAAUCCCUGUUAUAAACAGACCAAGAAGAGACUCUUUUCAGGAAAGUGAAGAUGGAUAUAGGUGGCAAGAUGGAAGAGGCUGCAGAACUGUAAGACGACUAUUUCAUAAAGAGCUGGCAAACCUGGACACCAUGUCAGAAAUGGAAGCGGGAAGCCCUGAAAACAAGAAGCCGAGGUCCAGACCUCGGAAGCCACGGAGAACUAGAAAUGACGAAAAUGAACAGGAUGGAGAUUUGGAAGGCCCUGUGAUCGAUGAGUCUAUGCUUUCAACGAAGGAGCUGCUGGGCUUACAGCAGGCUGAGGAGCGGCUGAAAAGAGACUGCAUCGACAGGCUGAAAAGGCGACCAAGAAACUACCCUUCAGCAAAGUACACCUGCAAACUUUGUGAUGUUUUAAUUGAAUCCAUUGCAUUUGCUCAUAAGCAUAUCAAAGAGAAGAGGCACAAGAAAAACAUUAAGGAGAAGCAAGAGGAAGAGUUGCUCACCACGUUACCCCCGCCUACACCCUCCCAGAUAAAUGCAAUUGGUAUUGCCAUUGACAAAGUGGUACAGGAGUUUGGCUUACACAAUGAGAACUUGGAACAGAGACUAGAAAUUAAACGUAUCAUGGAAAGUGUGUUCCAACACAAGUUACCAGAUUGCUCUCUGAGAUUAUAUGGGUCAUCCUGUAGCAGAUUGGGUUUCAAAAAUUCGGAUAUAAACAUUGACAUUCAAUUUCCAGCCAUUAUGUCUCAGCCAGAUGUUCUCUUACUUGUCCAAGAAUGUUUAAAGAACAAUGACUCUUUUAUUGAUGUUGAUGCAGAUUUCCAUGCUCGAGUGCCAGUGGUGGUGUGCAGAGAAAAGCAGAGUGGUCUUCUUUGUAAAGUGAGUGCAGGCAAUGAAAAUGCUUGUCUGACAACAAAUCAUUUAACUGCCCUUGGAAAACUAGAAUCAAAGCUGGUUCCUCUGGUGAUUGCAUUUAGAUACUGGGCAAAGCUUUGCAGUAUAGAUCGCCCUGAAGAAGGAGGUUUGCCACCUUAUGUGUUUGCUCUGAUGGCCGUUUUCUUUCUUCAACAGAGGAAAGAACCCCUUCUGCCUGUUUAUCUAGGAUCAUGGAUUGAAGGAUUCUCACUAAACAAAUUAGGAAACUUCAACCUUAAAGAAAUUGAGAAAGACUGUGUGGUCUGGGAAUACACUGAUAAUGUUGCAGGGGAUGUGGACUCAACAAAAGAGGAGGCACCAAAGGAAAUGGCCAUUAAAAGGGGACAGGUAUCAUUAAUAUUUGAUUCAAAACAGCAGCCUUCAGUACCAGUUGGGCAGCUCUGGGUGGAAUUGCUCCGAUUCUAUGCUCUAGAAUUUAAUUUGGCUGAUUUAGUGAUAAGUAUCCGUGUCAAAGAAUCGAUAUCUCGUGAAUCAAAGGAUUGGCCCAAAAAACGCAUUGCCAUUGAAGAUCCCUACUCUGUAAAAAGAAAUGUGGCAAGGACCCUAAAUAAUCAACCUGUGUUUGAAUAUAUACUUCAUUGUUUAAGGACAACAUAUAAAUAUUUUGCUCUUCCACACAAAGUUAUGAAAUCCGGCCUUCCAAAGCCUCCGAGUACUGUCAGCUGUACUUCUGAACGUUCUAAAGAAAUAGCAAAAUGUGAUCCAGAGGUACAAGCGAAAGGUGAUAAACUCAAAAACUCAGUUUUGGCUCAAGGUUCUGGUGCUGCCAGUUCAACUGCAAACACCUGCAAGGCACAGCCACUUACUCUUAAAGAGACUGCUAAAAACUUUGAAAGCCCAUCAGCAGAGAAAAUGGAAAACUCACACAUCAGUGUCCACCUGGAAAACUCUGACUGUAUUAAGGCAAAAGUCAGUUCUAGUGCCCCUAAGAACAUUGAAGUACAUCAUCAAGAAACAGGAAGUAAAAAUAAGAAAGAAAAAAGUGGAAAGGAAGGCAAGCAUCCUUUGACUGCUGAUGAUCAAGCUUCAAGUAGUAACAAGUGUGGCACGCUUGUCACCUGUGACAGCCCAGGAAAUAAGGAGAAAGAUUCCAGUUUGGAUCUAGAAGGCUUCAGAAAUCCUAUAGCUAAAGAGUAUGAUGAAUUUCCUACUUCAUAUGCCAAGGCUGAUGUUGAUGAAAAAAGCAUAGAAGGUACCAGUGAACUCGGAGAUGCUGUAAGCCACUUUACCCCUUCAAGACAGAGCCAGAUAUCAGGAAUCCUUCACUCUGAUGAGGAAGAGGAGGAUGAGGAGGAGGAAGAAGAACCAAGGCUCUCCAUUUCCCGAAGGGAAGACGAGGAUGACAUUGCUAAUGGAGACGAAUUAGACAACACCUUCACUGGGUCAGGGGAUGAGGAUGCCCUGUCUGAAGAGGAUGUGGAAUUAGAUGGAUCUACUAAGUAUGAUGACUUGAAAGAAUGUGGAAAACACCAUGUAGAUGGAAAUCUUCUAAUGGAACUUAAUAAAAUCAGCCUUAAAGAAGAAAGUGUAUGUGAGGAGAAUUCAACCGUGGACCAGUCUGAUUUCUUCUAUGAAUUUAGUAAACUCACCUUCACCAAAGGCAAGUCUCCUACAGUAGUUUGCAGUUUAUGCAAACGAGAGGGUCAUCUAAAGAAGGACUGUCCUGAAGACUUCAAAAGAAUCCAGCUGGAACCUUUGCCUCCAUUAACUCCCAAAUUUUCAAAUAUCUUAGAUCAAGUUUGCAUUCAGUGUUACAAGGAUUUUUCUCCAACUGUUCUAGAAGAUCAGGCACGUGAACAUAUUCGACAAAACCUAGAAAAUUUCAUAAGGCAGGAGUUUCCAGGAACUAAAUUGAGCUUGUUUGGCUCCUCCAAAAAUGGAUUUGGGUUCAAACAGAGUGACCUUGAUGUCUGCAUGACAAUUAACGGACUUGAAACUGCUGAGGGGUUGGACUGUGUAAGAACUAUUGAAGAAUUGGCAAGAGUCCUCAAAAAGCAUUCAGGACUGAGAAACAUCUUGCCCAUUACAACAGCAAAGGUGCCGAUCGUGAAGUUCUUCCAUUUGAGAAGCGGUCUGGAAGUGGACAUCAGUUUGUAUAACACAUUGGCCCUUCAUAACACAAGACUCUUAUCUGCUUAUUCAGCCAUUGAUCCCAGAGUGAAAUAUUUGUGCUAUACUAUGAAAGUAUUUACAAAGAUGUGCGAUAUUGGCGAUGCUUCUAGAGGCAGCUUAUCGUCAUACGCAUAUACGCUCAUGGUGCUAUAUUUUCUUCAGCAGAGGAAUCCACCAGUUAUUCCUGUCCUUCAAGAGAUAUACAAAGGUGAAAAGAAACCUGAAAUAUUUGUUGAUGGCUGGAAUAUUUAUUUUUUUGAUCAAAUAGAUGAACUGCCCAACUAUUGGCCAGAAUAUGGAAAAAAUACAGAAUCUGUUGGGCAGCUAUGGUUGGGACUUCUUCGUUUCUACACAGAGGAAUUUGAUUUUAAAGAACAUGUAAUUAGCAUCAGGAGAAAAAGUCUGCUUACAACUUUUAAGAAACAGUGGACAUCAAAAUACAUUGUUAUUGAAGAUCCAUUUGAUUUGAAUCAUAAUCUUGGAGCCGGAUUAUCAAGGAAAAUGACAAAUUUUAUCAUGAAAGCAUUUAUUAAUGGGAGAAGAGUAUUUGGAAUUCCAGUCAAAGGAUUUCCAAAGGACUACCCCUCAAAAAUGGAGUACUUUUUUGAUCCAGAUGUGCUAACUGAAGGAGAACUGGCCCCAAAUGAUAGAUGUUGCCGCAUUUGUGGGAAAAUCGGACACUUCAUGAAGGACUGUCCUAUGAGGAGAAAAGUGAGGCGACGGCGAGAUCAGGAAGAUACCCUGAACCAAAGAUACCCUGAGAACAAAGACAAAAAAAGCAAAGAAGAUAAAGAAAUUCAAAACAAGUACACAGAGAGAGAGGUGUCAACAAAAGAAGAUAAACCCACACAGUGCACACCUCAGAAAGCCAAGCCAGUGAGGGCAGCCGCUGACCCAGGGAGAGAGAAAAUCCUCAGGCCACCAGUGGAGAAGUGGAAGAGACCGGAGGACAAAGACUUAAGAGAAAAACGUUGUUUUAUCUGUGGAAGAGAAGGGCACAUUAAAAAGGAAUGCCCUCAGUUUAAAGGCUCUUCAGGUCUGUCUAAAUCAGAUUGUGUAUUUGGAUCCCCUUCUUCACAUAACCCUUUGAGACCAGCUGGCACAUUUGUUCAGGCAGUGCUUUUACAUGAAGACCAAAAGAAACAAAAAACAUCUAUAUUUUUGAGUCCCCAGUCAGGUAUCCUUUCCAGUAAAUAUAUGACUCAGGGAAAAGCCUCAGCGAAGAGGACCCAGCAGGAAUCAUGA